UUUAAAUAAAGCCCAUCAACGUCAAAACCGAAAACAAUGAAAUCUCCAUCCAAAAUUCCCAUCUUUUUCGCUUUACUGCAGAUAUUUUCGACACUCGCGAUCUCGUCGAAAUCCUCGCCGUCCUCUCUAAUGGCUGAAGGCGCGGGAAAAUCCACCGCCGGAGACGGCGAGUCGGCCUCCGUGCACAUCGUCUACGUGGAUCGCCCUGAAAGCGAGGAUCCCGAGGCGUUUCACAUCCGAACCCUAGCUCCGAUCGUCGGCAGUGAGGAAGCGGCGAAGGAGGCCGUGGUUUAUCAUUACACGCAUGCGGCAAGUGGAUUCUCUGCGAGACUUACUCCCAAGCAAGUUGAAGAUCUCUCAAAGCAACCAGGUGUCCUUCAGGUGCUGCCAGAUAAGGUUCUCCACCUUCACGGAGGGCAAAAAGCGGCAAAGAUUACAACCAUGGGUCUUAUGUGAAACUAUCCGGUGUAUUUUCAGCGUGCAAACUUUUUAUAUGGUAUCUGGAAAAAAAAUAAGGAUGUGUGAAAUCCAUAGUGUCGUGUGGGGAUAGUGACGGUAACUGAUGAAUAGGAUGGUAUUUGACCUUCUUGCUGGUAAAUGUAAUAUGUACGGUCCGGAUGUGUAUUACUUUGAUAGUAUGUGAUUAAUAUGCGCUUGCUCCAUUGCUCCA
Molecule: messenger RNA, 670 nt
Organism: Asparagus officinalis (garden asparagus)
Lineage: Eukaryota; Viridiplantae; Streptophyta; Magnoliopsida; Asparagales; Asparagaceae
Product: subtilisin-like protease SBT3.17
Exons: 3
Coding region: 37-456 (139 amino acids)
Source: RefSeq, a predicted model, not a curated record